GUGAAAUCACCAACCUAGUGGAUGGGGCCAUUCGGCAAGCGCCAGUUUACAUUGAACCACGCGUACGGAAUCAUGGCGGCUAGCUUCAGCGUCGAAAAGUGUCCCAAGGAGUACCAGCCUUACAGUUGCAAUCUAUCGGAUCGCGAACGACAGCUAGCCAAAGAGCUGUUGGGUGAAGAUGACACCGUUCGGGAACAAGCUCUCCGGGAUAUUCGGGACUGGAUCGCUAAACACCCGCAUAUUCGAAAAUGUCGGACGGAUCCCAUGUUUCUGUUGCGGUUUCUGAGGGCAAAAAAGUUCAAUUUGACGGAGGCGUGUGAAACCUUGGAGAGGUAUCUCUCGAUGCGACAGGUGUUUAAGAUUUGGUUGGAAAAUCUGGAUCCGGAGGAUAAGUACAUGAAACAGUUGGUGGCCACGGAAGGAGCAUUACCGCUGGGAGUGGACAAACGUGGCCGCAUGGUAGCGUUGGUCAAGGUUCGCAACUUUGACGCCACCAAGUACACCAGCCACCAUUUGGGACGGUUUACCCAUAUGGCACUGGAAGCGUUCCAUGACGACGAACGGGUUCAAAUCGGCGGUGGCGUGGCGAUAGUGGACUGUGAAGAUGCCACUAUGGCCCAUUUCACCCUGUUCAAACUGUCGGACAUAAGGAAUUUUAUGGACUGCCUGAAGCAGGCUCUUCCCGUGCGGGUCCAGGAGGUCCACUUGAUUGGACUACCGCGAAUUGGGGCGGCGCUUGGUGAUCUCAUACUCAAACUAGCCAGUGCUGAGAUGAAGCGUAGAAUCAGUUUUCACGCAACGUUGUCCGAUGCACUGAAGCUGUUGGAUGUGCAACUGCUGCCGGUGGAAUACGGAGGCAGUCAGAGUGCGACGGACGUCACCCAGCGCUUUAGGGAACGUUUGGAUGCUAGCAGGCAAAUGUUGCUACAGCUGGACGAGCUGGACAUUGACGCAGCGCCCUAUGCAGAGCUAUGGAACCAAGGCAAAGACGAGGAUGUGGAGUUUGGAAUGGAAAUUGAUUAGUAAAUCGGUCAUAAUAGCUUAAUUGUUGUGCUUCACUUGCCAGUUGUUUUUUGCACUGCCUAUAAUGGAU
Ochlerotatus camptorhynchus is the source of this 1093-nucleotide messenger RNA. Its product is annotated as clavesin-2-like. Gene Ontology annotation, cellular component: membrane. The record is from RefSeq and is a predicted model, not a curated record. The transcript has 2 exons. Gene Ontology annotation, molecular function: phosphatidylinositol bisphosphate binding. Lineage: Eukaryota; Metazoa; Arthropoda; Insecta; Diptera; Culicidae. Bases 22 to 1023 code for a protein of 333 amino acids.